This is a messenger RNA of Hipposideros armiger (great roundleaf bat), 5090 nucleotides long. RefSeq names its product tetratricopeptide repeat domain 21A (gene TTC21A). The transcript is spliced from 30 exons. Lineage: Eukaryota; Metazoa; Chordata; Mammalia; Chiroptera; Hipposideridae. Gene Ontology annotation, molecular function: protein binding. Gene Ontology annotation, cellular component: intraciliary transport particle A. The record is from RefSeq and is a predicted model, not a curated record. Gene Ontology annotation, biological process: protein localization to cilium; intraciliary retrograde transport. Bases 61 to 4296 code for a protein of 1411 amino acids.
CCGUGCAGGUGGAAGCCCUCGGCGCCGCCCGCGGGCUGCUCGGUGCUGGCGCCCACCCCCAUGGCAGAGGCCCGGCUCCCGCGCCAGGGUCCAGAACCGCGGGGCGGACCCAGCCACACACUAGCGCCGGCGAGCCCGCUCGGCGCUCGAUUACCAGCGCCUUGUCACGUGGGCGCCUCGCUACUCCCGCCCCUGACUCUGACGCCCUUAACAACCGGCCAGCAGCUCCGUUUCCAAGGACGCGCGCGCCUCCAGCUUCCGGCAGCGAGAGGCGUGCCCAGGACCCUGACUCGGGAAUCGAGCCUCGCGCGGCCCCACCAGACCGGCUCUCGGAGCCGCGAGAGCCCGGAGAUGAGCAGCAAUGACUCCUCCCUUAUGGCUGGGAUCAUUUAUUACAGCCAGGAAAAGUACUUCCGCCAUGUGCAGCAGGCUGCAGCCGUGGGCCUGGAAAAAUUCAGCAACGACUCUGUGCUGCAGUUCUUUAAAGCCUAUGGAGUCUUCCGGGAAGAGCGCAUCCAGGAUGCCAUCAGCAACCUGGAGAGCAUCCGAAGUCACCCAGACGUGUCCCUGUGCUCCACCAUGGCCCUCAUUUAUGCUCACAAGAGCUGCGAAACCAUCGACCAAGAAGCGAUUCAGGAGCUCCAGAGCAGCCUGAAGGAAACCCGCAAGAAGGCCAGCGGGACUGCCCUGUACUAUGCCAGCCUUUUCCUCUGGCUCAUGGGCCACCAUGACAGGGCCAGGGAGUACAUCGACUGCGUGCUGAGGCUCUCCAGCACCUCCAGCGAGGCCUAUGUGCUGAGAGGCUGGGUGGACCUUACCUCAGACAAGCCCCACACUGUGAAGAAGUCUAUCAAGUACCUGGAACAGGGGACUCAGGAUGCCCAAGAUGUGCUGGGGCUGAUGGGAAAGGCAACAUACUACAUGACGCAGCAGAACUACUCAGGGGCCCUGGAGGUGGUGAACCAGAUCACGGUGGCCUCGGGGGGCUUCCUGCCCGCCUUGGUCCUGAAGAUGCGGCUGUUCUUGGCUCGGCAGGACUGGGAGCAGACGAUAGAAAUAGGACUCAGAAUCCUAGAAAAAGACAAAAGCAAUAUUGAUGCCUGCCAAAUUCUAGCUAUGCAUGAGCUUGCAAGAGAAGGAAACAUGACCACAGCUGCCGAUCACGUUAGAAAUCUGAUUAAGGCGCUUGAGAUAAGAGAGCCCCAAAAUCCAAGCCUCCAUCUUAAAAAAAUUCUUGUGGUUAGCAGACUGUGUGGGAGGAACCAGGUGAUUCUACGGCUAGUGUGUAGCUUCAUCGAGCGCACCUUCAUGGCGACGCCCCUCUAUGCCCACAUGGCCACAGAACUGGGCUAUCUCUUCAUCCUGCAGGACCAAGUAAAGGAGGCGUCUCUGUGGUACUCGGAGGCCAUGAAACUGGAUGACAGCAGUGUAGCUGCCUUGACAGGGAGCAUCUGGUGCCAGAUCUUAGACGGCCACCUGCAGGAGGCUGAGCACCAGCUGGAAUUCCUGAAGGAGGUGCAGCAGUCCCUGGGGAAGUCUGAGGUGCUGGUGUUCCUCCAAGCCCUUCUGGCGUCCAGGAAGCACAAGGGGGAGCAGGAGGCCACGGCGCUGCUCAAGGAGGCUGUGGAGCUGCACUUCUCCAGCAUGCAGGGCCUCCCCCUGGGCGCCGAGUACUUCGAAAAGCUGGACCCCCUCUUCCUGGUCUGCAUCGCCAGGGAGUACCUGUUCUUCUGCCCCAAGCAGCCCCGGUCACCGGGCCAGAUCCUGUCUCCACUUCUUAAACAAGUCACUGUGAUCUUGAAUCCUGUUGUGAAGGCAGCACCAGCUCUGCUUGAUCCGCUGUAUGUCAUGGCUCAGGUCAAGUAUCUCUCAGGAGAGUUAGAGAAUGCUCAGAGCACCCUGCAGCGUUGCCUGGAGCUGGACCCCACCUCCGCGGACGCCCACCUCCUCAUGUCCCAGAUCUACCUGGCUCAGGGCAACUUUUCCAUGUGCUCCCACUGCUUGGAGCUGGGUGUCAGCCACAACUUCCAGGUCCGAGACCACCCCCUCUACCACUUCAUCAAGGCCAGAGCUCUCAACAAGUCUGGGGACUACCCAGAAGCCAUAAAGACACUGCAAAUGAUUAUAAAAUUGCCAACUCUGAGGAUGGAAGAAAGCAAGAAGCUCCGCGGGCCCUCCAUGCAGCCCAGCGAGCGGGUAUCCAUCUUACUGGAACUGGUAGAUGCCCUCCGGAUGAAUGGGGAGCUGCACGAGGCCACCAAGGUCAUGCAGGAUGCCAUCAACGAGUUCAGUGGCACGCCGGAGGAGAUCCGCAUUACCAUUGCCAAUGUGGACCUGGCCCUGAGCAAGGGGAACGUGGACAUGGCACUGAGCGUGCUGAGGAACAUCACGCCCCAGCAGCCCUGCUACACAGAAGCCAAGGAGAAGAUGGCCAGCAUCUACCUGCACACCCGCAAAGACAGCCGCCUCUAUAUCGGAUGCUACCGGGAGCUCUGUGAACAUCUGCCUGGCCCCCACACCAGCCUGCUAUUGGGCGAUGCUUUCAUAAACAUUCAGGAGCCCGAGAAGGCCCUGGAGGUCUAUGACGAGGCCUACAGAAAGAACCCACAUGAUGCCUCCCUGGUCAGUAGGAUUGGGCAAGCUUACGUGAAGACGCACCAGUACCUCAAGGCAAUGAAUUAUUACGAGGCUGCCCAGAAGAUAAGUGGACAGGACUUUCUGUGCUGUGAUCUGGCUGAACUGCUCCUGAAGUUAAAGAAGUUCAUCAAAGCAGAAAAAGUUUUGACGCAGGCACUGGAGCAUGACUUUGUCAAAGACAUCCCGUCCAUGAUGAAUGAUGUCAAGUGCUUACUUUUGCUGGCAAAGGUUUACAAGAGCCAUAAAAAACAAGAUGUGCUGGAAACUUUGAACAAGGCCAGGGACCUUCAGUCUCGGAUACUGAAGCGUGUUCCCAUGGAGCAACCAGAAAUGAUCGCCUCCCAGAAACAACUGGCAGCCUCCAUCUGCAUCCAGUUUGGGGAGCACUACCUGGAGGAGAAGGACUAUGCCAAGGCAGUGCGGUCUUACAAGGAUGCCCUCUCCUACUCACCCACUGACAAUAAGGUGAUGCUGGAGCUGGCACAGCUCUACUUGCUCCAGGGGCACCUGGAUUUGUGCGAACAGCACUGUGCCAUCCUCCUACAGACCGAGAAGAACCAUGAGAUCGCCUCCAUGAUGAUGGCUGACCUGAUGUUUAGAAAACAGGAAUACGAAGCUGCCGUCCAUCUCUACCACCAAAUCCUGGAGAAAGCGCCAGAUAAUUUCCGCAUAUUGAAUAAACUCAUCGAUCUGCUACGAAGAAGUGGCAAACUUGAAGAUGCCCCUGCCUACUUUGAAUUGGCCAAGAAGCUGUCCAGCCGAGUGCUUUUGGAGCCAGGGUUCAAUUACUGCACAGGCAUCUACUGCUGGCACAUAGGGCACCCCAAGGAAGCCAUGAAGUUCCUAAACAAAGCUCGCAAGGACAGCACUUGGGGCCAGAGCGCCACCUACUACAUGGUGCAGAUCUGUCUGAACCCAGACAACGAGAUCGUGGGCGGAAAGGCAUUCGAGAACCUGGUGUCUGAGAGCAACUCCCCUGGUAGGAAGGAGUCGGAGCAGCAGGAGGGCGUGCGGACCGCGGAGAAGCUGCUGCUCGAGUUCUACCCACACACCGCCUGGGGCCAGACCCAGCUGCAGCUGCUACAAGGCCUCUGCCUGCUGGCCACCCGAGAGAAGGCGAACGUGGAGGCCGCGCUGGGCACCUUCAUCAACAUGGCCCAGGCCGAGAAGGACAGCGUCCCCGCGCUGCUGGCCGUGGCGCAGGCCUACAUGCUGCUGAAGCAGAUCCCUAAGGCGCGCACGCAGUUGAAGCGUCUGGCCAAGGCCCCAUGGGCGCUGGCUGAGGCCGAGGACCUGGAGAAAAGCUGGCUCCUGCUGGCCGACAUCUACUGUCAGGGCGGCAAGUUCGACCUCGCCACCGAGCUUCUGCGGCGCUGCGUGCAGUACAACAAGUCCUGCUGCAAGGCCUAUGAAUACAUGGGCUUCAUCAUGGAGAAGGAGCAGUCCUACAAGGACGCCGCCACCAACUACGAACUGGCCUGGAAGUACAGUCACCAUGCCAACCCUGCCAUUGGCUUCAAGCUAGCUUUCAACUACUUGAAGGACAAGAGAUUCGUGGAGGCCAUUGACGUCUGCCACCAUGUCCUAGGGGAGCACCCCAACUACCCCAAAAUCAGAGAAGAAAUUUUGGAGAAGGCCCAAGGGUCUCUGAGGCCCUAGCUGUGGUUAAAGACGAGUGGCUCCAGACAGGAGGACCCGCUGCACAAGGUCCCCAGAGCUGAGGCGCUGUGUGACAGACACCAUCAUCCUGCAGGCCACAAGGGUCAUUGGGCCACUCUGUCCCAUGCAUUCUGCACCCUCCUCUCCAAGUCUUCAGCUGGCCCCUGCCAGUCCUCACGGGUUUGGGAGAAACCUGAUUUCCCUGGCCUGGUGCACGGGGAUGCGUCCCAAGAAAAAUUAGUUCCCACUUCAGCUUUUGUGAAAGGCACUGGCCAACUCACGAAUUCAUCCUCCAGAAAGCCUCUUAACACCUAAGGGGACAAAAGCAGUGGUCCCUAUUUAGAUGCAUAAUGUUAACUGUAACUGGCAAGAGGGUGACAGAGGUCACCUUUGCUGUGCUCCCCAUGCCUCUCUUCCUGUUUUUCAGGAUGGCAAUAAUGGGCCAGCCUGACCUCAGGGGAAGGAACUAUAAACUGGGAGUCAGGAGAUCUAGCAUCUCCCUGUGUGACCUUCCCAAGACCUUUCCUUCCCCUUGCUAGGGCUCAGUGCCCCCAUCUGUGACAAGAAAUUAGAUGACAUCUGUGUGUUCCCAAAUCAUGGUACAAAUCCCUGCCAGUGAUGUUCAGCAAACAUGGUGAAGUUGAAUAAUUUUGUGUUUAAAUAUUUUUACAUGAUGGGGAAAAAUAGCACAACAAACUCAUGAAUCGUGGGUGUUGUUACACAGAGUGGCUCUAACUUUUAAGCAUAUUGAUAUAAUUGAUAUAAAGUAAAAUACUUAGUAUCAGUAGAAUGCA